Messenger RNA from Cricetulus griseus (Chinese hamster), 7281 nucleotides. The record is from RefSeq and is a predicted model, not a curated record. NCBI's taxonomy places the organism in Eukaryota, Metazoa, Chordata, Mammalia, Rodentia, Cricetidae.
AUGGCAACAACAAACUGCAUCCCUGAUGAGCCUCAGCCUAGAAGAAGGCAAGAUCUCCAAGAGAUGCUGACAGAAGUGGGGCUGUCUGUUGACUACUGGCUGCCUAAGCUUCAGGAAGACCUGGGUGUGAACUGUGCCCAGGCCUUACAACACUUAAAAGAAAAAGAUCUCCAGAAGCUGAAAUCCCAGACACAACACACAUGGGAGAAAAAGGCCCUAGAGAAGCUGCUUGACCUCUCACAGACAAAUAGUGUUGCAGAGUUCCAGGAGACUCCAGGGGAGAUGAUAAAGAACAGGCAGAGGCAGGCAGGACAGGCACUGCAGGAAUUGAGGGCCUUGCAGUCACAAGGGAAGCACAGACAGGAAGAGACAGUGAGGAGGAAAGAAGCAGAGCUGAGGCAAGCAAUGGAGAUCCCUGAGGAGUGCUGGCCAACUCCUGAAGUGCCCCUAAAAGAUGUCACUGAAACAAUGGAGAGACAUCUCAGUCACAUUGAACAGACACUGGCAAAUAGUCAAAACUUCUCACAUAGAGACCUGGUAAGAUGGGCAUCUGGAGGGCUGGCCCUGAGGGGAAUUUAUAAGACCAGACACCAAAAAAGCCUGAUUCAGAAGAAAGAAGAGCUACUCAGUGUCCCUAUGGAGUUUUCACUUGCUGGCCCAGAGCAUGGCACAUGGAUGGAAAUGAAGGAAUUUUCCUCUUUUCAAGAACAAGCCAUGUUCACACAGACUAUGGAGAAGCUGGGCUUCAGUCCAACCUUCUUAGCUAAAGGCGAAGGCUGGGGACUUAGUCUAGAAGCUGGUGUGGAUCGAAGCAAACAUACACAAUCUGGGGAUACCCACCAAUCACAUUCAGAGCAAUCUUAUUUCUGCUCAGCCAAGUUCAGAUACAUCCCACUGGCCACCUGCCACUUUCACAUCCAUCAGCUUCAACUCUCCAAGGCUGCUCUCCAGGAGCUAAAAAGUAUUGAAGAGCUCCUGAAUCAAACUACACACUCAGACAGAUUCCCCUUACUGAAGCACAGGGCUGAAAACUUUUUUCACAGGUUUGGCUCUCAUGCUAACCAAGGUCCUAUGCACCUGGGGGGAAUCUACUGUUGGAUGGCCAUUUCAGAGGGUUUCAAAAGAGAGCAAUUGGCUGAUGUAAAGCAGCAGGCAGCAGAAUCCUUGAAUAUUUAUGUAAGGGGCAGCUAUGGUGGCUUUGGAGUUAAAGCUGGUGCAAAUGUGAAUAUGUCAGACUUGCAUGCAAAAACAGCAUCUUACAGUACAACUCAUCAAAACUUUCAAACAAAGGUGAAACUCUCUGUUGCCCAGAUCGGUGGACCAGCAGAAGCAGAUGGAAUUGCUCAGUGGACAGCCGGUCUUGUUGCCAGCAAUCAAACAUGGUCUGUCAUCGACCGGGGACUUCAGUUGGUACCCAUUUGGGACAUCAUCCUCUCUAGCCACAAAAGUGAUUUUAAGGAUGCCCUUCAAGUGGCUAGCUGCCUGAAAGACAGCUACACUGCUCUGACUGGACUCAUUGCCCAGAUUCAAGAAGGAGAGGAAUUUCUUACUGCUGGAAAAGAAGCUAGGCUUUUCCUAGAGGAUGUGAAAUGCUGGGAGGUUUCUGAUCCUGAAGAACAGCUUAAUAAGUUGAUAGACUUUAUGCAAACAUUGAGUCAAAAAAUAAAAAGUUAUAACAUUUGGAUUAAUACGUGCCUCACAGAUUGGGAUCUGCAGAAUUUUCUAAUAAAUACUGUCAACUUUUGCAAAAAUUCUCCCACUUACAAAGCUCAGUUUAUUAAAUCUCAGUUCCGCAGCCUUCUAGAACCUCAUGUCUACAAAGUAACAAACUUUCCUCAGGCACAAUACAUUAUACAAUGGAUCAAUCAGUCAGAGUCAGAGGAAGAACAAGUCAAAAUCCCCUCAUUUUCUGAAUUCAUUAAAACCUUAAAGAAAAUCCACAAAAACCUAAUGGAAGUGAAUAUAAAAAAUGAGUCCCCAGAAACAGUGGAAGAAGCUAAAAGAAAGGCUACAUAUAAGGUGACCACAGCAAUUGGCUCCUUCUUGAAGUACCUCAGAGAAACAGAGCAGCCAGACAUGCAGCUGAUGCUACUCUCCAUCGCAGCUGGGGCAGGCUAUCAGUUGGCAAACAAUUUUUUUCUGCAUCUUCUGGGAUGUAAUGAGUUAAACUUCCUCUUGGAUCAAAUGCAAACUAUCCAACACAAAUAUCAAGAACUUAAAAAUAUUUGCAGCUACAGAGGACAGGCAUUCCUGGUGUUCACAGCUCUCAGAGCCACAGUUGAAAUCACAGAUAUUUCUACAGAAGAGAAAAGACAACGUUUGGCAUUAAUAAGACAACAUAUGGGACAACUGUUGUCUGAAGAAGUUGCACAUGUUCUCACAAAAUAUGGAGUACAUCAUGAUUGGGAAAAUCUGGAGAACGAUUUGAGAUUACUCAUUGAUGGGGACUAUAAAGCCACCAUUCCUUCCUUGAAAAUGGAUGAGGUAAAAAAACAAUUGCAAAGCCUCUGCCCUGAAAAGAAAGAGACUUAUAAACAACAAAAUAAUGAAAACGACAAAAAGGAUCUGAUAGAAAAAGGACCUUUCCUAGACUUACUCCAGCGUCUAGGCCUAGAACAUCACUACCCAAAAAGGAUGAGCAGAGCUGACUUCCAUUUGAUCUACAAGACUUCUGUGUACAAUACACAGCCAAGAUCUGAAAAGGAACUUCCCUUCUAUUUCCUACAAAAGCUACUGAUGCUAGAUUGUGGGUUCAGACAUCUGGUCUUCAAAAAUGACAAAAACAUAGAAAACCAGAUCUCCGAAGUUUCUUGUGAUCAUGAAAAUGAAGAUUUCGAUCCGUAUGAAGAUAUCAUUAAAGAAAAUGACAGUCUUACCUAUCCUUCAUCCACUGAGUCCUGGACCCACAUUCACCCAAUGGACAUCCAGAUGGCCAUUUUUCACUGUGCAGACGAUCUUGCCAGGCAGUAUAUAUUGUCCAAACUUUCCAUUUGUCAAUUUGCACUCCCUCUUGUGGUGCCAAAUCCCAACACGUCUCAGGUUGAAUUUUCUCUCUGGUCUCUCAGACAAAUUAGGAGAAGUUGGCAAAAUGAAAGUAAAUCACUACAGAACAAGAGCUACAGUCACAAGAAUCAGCAGAUGUGCCGUGUUGCCACCCCCAUUGUGUCCUUCAUUAGAGUUGGAAAUAGCCUCUCAGCUUCCAAGUCUCAGAUCAUGAACUCUCUCCUCAGUAAACAUAAACAUGAUGUGUUUUUUCACAGACACUGCAGAGGAAGCAGCAAAGACUGUCUCUUGAUGGAAGGAGUGGUGGAGAUCUGCUGGUUCUGUCCUGGGGGCCAAAGUGAGGACAGAUUUGACAAGUGUGUGACCUUCACCAAUCUUCAUGGAGAUGCCAAGGAACAUAGACAACAACUCAGCUUCUUACAAGAUGUCUCUUCUCUCAUUGUGAUCCUCAUGUCAGCUUCUGAUGACAAUAAAGAAAAUCAAAAACUUGUCAGACACCUCUGCAAGUCAUCAAGACCUCUAAUAUGCUUGAUUGAUGACAAAGAAAAGGCCAUAGCCAAUAAUUCGGGUAAAAGUAUGAGAAUUGGCAUCAGGAAUAGAAAUGAGGCCGAAUUAACAGAGGAGCUCACAAAUGCCAUCAAACAUUUUCUAGAACUCUCUAAUACUGCUUUCAGCUUAGAGGACUGUUCACAGAUGGCUCAAAAACAAGGAUUCCUUAUUGAUGAGGACCAGAAAGACUGCAAGGAAGCCAAAGAAAAGGCACAGACUAUAAUGGCCCUCCUGGAGGAAUCCAAGUUAUCUCAGACAAAAGAAAAUUUAUUACCUCUUCAGGGACAACUUUGGCACCUUUGGUGUAAGAAGGACAAAGAAUUCUAUCAUCUGAGAGAAAAGGGGAAUCGGAGCAUUGAACAACACAAGAGUGAGAUUGAGACAGAUAAAAGAAUAAUUCGAUGUCGGCAAUUGGAAAAAGCCUUUCCUCUCAAUGAUUUAAUGCGCUCUGUUCUUGAAGUUCUCCAAGAAUAUUCAGAAACUCAUAACAAACUCUACUUUUUGCAGUGGCUAAGUCUGUUUUUUGACAACCUGACUACAGAACACCUAGAAAAGUUGCAUGAAAAGCAAAGAUCUUUGUGGUUAAUGGCACAAAAAGAAAAACAAAAAUCACAGAAGAGCAGCUCCCUGACACUCUGGCAGAAACAGAUAGAAGCCAUCUCUACUGAAAUUCUUAACUGCACUUUAGGAACUGAGCACCUUCUCAGAGAAGUUGGACAGAUCUAUGAAGCUCUGGAAGAAAUUUCCUCCUCUAGAGAUAGCCUUUUUCUCUGCCUUCCUCAAAUAGCUGCAGACCUGAUGGUAGCUGGUGUUCCCAUUGAGCUCAUGGAUGGGGAUGCUUCAUAUGUGCCUCUAAAGUGGAUAGCAGCUGUUUUUGACAAGAUCUCAGAGAAAGUUGGAGAUAAAAGGCUGUUUGUCCUCUCUAUCCUUGGCCUACAGAGCUCAGGGAAGUCCACACUACUGAAUGCAUUGUUUGGGUUGCAGUUCACAGCCAGUGCAGGCAGGUGUACCAAGGGGGCCUAUAUGCAGCUCCUGAAGGUGGAAGAAACAUUCACAGAACUUGGCUUUGAUUUUGUGCUUGUUGUAGACACAGAAGGACUUCGAGCUCCAGAACUCAACAACAAAUCCCAGAAUUGGGACAAUGAGUUAGCAACCUUCGUCAUUGGACUUGGAAACCUGACUCUGAUCAACAUUUUUGGGGAGAAUCCCUCUGAGAUGCAAGACAUCCUACAGAUAGCUGUCCAAGCCUUUCUAAGGAUGAAACAAGUGAAAAUCUCCCCCAGUUGCCUCUUUGUCCAUCAAAAUGUGGGAGAAGUUACAGCUAAAGACCAAAAUGUGGAAGGGCGAAGGUGCUUAGAGCAGAGACUGGAUGAAAUGGCAGUAACAGCAGCAGAACAAGAAGAGUGCUCAAAUGUAUCCCACUUCAGUGAUGUCAUUAAGUUCGAUGUCAAUAAUCAUGUCUACUACUUUGCCCACCUCUGGGACGGUAAUCCCCCAAUGGCCCCUCCCAAUCCUCGUUAUAGUCACAAUGUCCAGGAACUAAAGAGUAUAAUUAUUUAAAAUGGCAAACAGGAAUCCAGAGGUAGCAUCAUGAAGAUUUCAGAUGUCAAAUUUAGAGUUCAAGAUCUGUGGAAAGCCCUAGUAAAUGAGAACUUUAUUUUCAGCUUCAGGAACACCAGAGAGGUCAUGGCCAUGAGCAAGCUGGAAACUAUGUAUAACCAUUGGACCUGGGAGCUGAGGAGUCACAUGCUGGACUUUCAGAACCAGCUGAUCAAUCAGAUUCAGAAUGGGAAAGUUGAGGCACUCAAAACAAGCAUAUUUGAGGCUCCAGUCACAGAAAAGUAUACAGCAAUUAAACAAGAACUUGAAAAAUAUUUUAAUGAAGAUCCAGACAAUGAAAUACUGGUUCAAUGGAAAUCAAAUUUUGAAAAUAAGCUCAUAAUCUUAAAAGAGACACUUAUUUCAGACACCAGAAGGAAAGCCAAUGAACUUAUUCAUUUAAAAAAAAAUCAAGAAAGACUGGAUAAGAAAAAGUCAAGUUAUGCAAAUGAAUUAUUGGAAAGGAGCAGAAAGUUGGCUUUAACUGUAAAGGGUAAAGAAUUAAAUGAAGAAGAAUUACGUGAAAAAUUCGAUCCACUUUGGAAAAAAUGGGUCUGUGAUGUGUCCUCAGAUCUUCCUCCAGUCAUAGAACCUGACAUUGACACAGAUUCUGAAAACAUUCUUUGGGAGUAUUUCCAAAAGGAAAUAAACAUGGUAGACACACUAAUGAGAAAUUCUGGAGAUAAAUUUCAAAUAAAUUAUGAUGAACAUGUAAAAAUGAAUAAAAAGUAUAACUUCAUGACUAGGACAUUAAAGGUCUGUGAUAGGGAAUCCAUUAAUAUGACUACUGACCAUAUUAUUUCAAGAUUUAAUGAAACUAUCAACAAUAUUCAUAAGCAACAAUGUGAUUACAAUUCAAGUUAUUUCCAUGAAAUCCUGAGGAUAAUAGAAGAAGAAGUAAAAUCUGCACCUACUGAGGGAAGAUACACAUUUACAAGCAAAUAUAUCCUUGAGUUGUCAUUAUGCUUAUUCCAAAGAGCAUCUAAGAGUUUUAAGGAAAUGCACAAAGCAUUCAAGAGAGCAAAUGAUCCUGUGAACUAUCUGGAGAGGAAGAAAGAUGAUUUCUUCAUGAGUUUUAAGAUCUCCUGCCAAGGUGCCACCUCCAUCAAAACAUUUGUUGAUUUUCUUUGGCACAAGCUCACCCCUGCUAUCUCUGCCACCAUACGGGGGAAAAUGGUCAUUAAAAUUGCUGGAGCAAUGAGAGCCACCUGCCCUGCAUUCAAUGGAAACAGGGCUAACCUGGAGAAACAUAUUCUCAUUUCUCUGGCAGAAGAAGAAAACUUUGAUAAGUAUUGGCAAUACAUUCAUCAGCCAGAAUCCUUUUUCAGGGAUUACAUUAGUGAUCACAUUAGAAGAUACUGUUCAGAAAAAGAAGGUGAAAAAGUAAAUACUUUUUUAAAAAUAAGUUUAGGUGACAUCAAGAAUGCCAUCCUCACUGCCAUUCAUAAGACCACAGAAGUAGCUAAUGAUAACAACAGCACUGCUUCUGGCUGGUUGGAUUUGUUCUGUGAUCACCUAGGGAGCAACCUGAUCUUUCCAAGAAGAGACCUGAUAAGCAUCGAGCACCAGGAGAUUAAGGAUACUGAAUUUCUCAAAGAAGCUAUGAGUGCAGCUUUGGAUCCUGCAAUGAGGAAAGUAGAAGAGGAUUGCUCAAGGAGACCCAUAGAUGAAAUGGUUCCUGACAUUGAGAAGAUUCUCUCUGAACAUCUUUGUGGCUGCUGGAAUCAGUGUCCUUUUUGUAAAGCAAUUUGCACAAACACCAUCCCCCAACAUGAAGGAGACCACAGUGUGCCAUUCCACCGUCCUCAGUCUGUCAGGGGAGGGGGAUGGUAUAAAACAAAUGACUUUGACAUUAGCUGCUGUAGUACUUCAGUAUCAAGUAAUAAUUUAUUUGUUUUAAGUGAUGACAAGAAAUUCCCAUAUAAGAAAUAUCGAGAAGCAGGAGGUAAUUUUGCCACAUGGAGCAUCACCCCAGACUCAUCUACCCAACCAUACUGGAAAUGGUUUAUCUGUCACUUCAGAUCAGAGCUUGAGGUGAAAUAUGGGAAAAAAUUUACGAAUUUAGGCAAGAUUCCAGAUUCUUGGAACAAAAUCACAAAGCAAGAAGUACUUGAUGACUUAAAAAAAUAA